This is a messenger RNA of Elgaria multicarinata webbii, 3165 nucleotides long. RefSeq names its product TBC1 domain family member 15 (gene TBC1D15). NCBI's taxonomy places the organism in Eukaryota, Metazoa, Chordata, Lepidosauria, Squamata, Anguidae. Bases 86 to 2074 code for a protein of 662 amino acids. The transcript is spliced from 17 exons. Gene Ontology annotation, biological process: activation of GTPase activity. The record is from RefSeq and is a predicted model, not a curated record. Gene Ontology annotation, molecular function: GTPase activator activity.
GCGGGGGCGGACCGGGCUGGAGUUGUUGUGAAGCAGCUGGGAACACGUGAAGACAGCAACGUCAUCAUAAACAUUAGUAGCCAACAUGGCGGCUCCUGUGGGUGGAAAGGUUGUAUAUGAACAAGAAGGGGUUUUCAUUCACUCCUCCAGUGGAAACAAUGAUGAUCAGGAUUCUUUACUCUCCGGGACGCUGCGAGUCAUAGAAAAGGAUACUGAAGUGGUGGUAGAUUGGAGACCACUGGAUGAUUCAUUAGACUCUUCUAAUAUACUAUAUGCUAGAAAGGAUUCCAGUUCUGUUGUUGAGUGGGUGCAGACUCCUAAAGAAAAGAUUCCACGAGGGCCAGAACAUACAAACAGUUACGAGGCAGAAUGGGAUAUGGUCAACACAGUCUCUUUUAAAAAGAAACCACAUUCAAAUGGAGAUGCAACUGUUCGUACAAAUGGAGAGAGCAAGUGGUCCUUCCUGUUUUGUUUAACAGAUUUGAAGUCCAUUAAGCAAAACAAAGAAGGAAUGGGAUGGUCCUAUUUGGUGUUCUGCUUAAAGGAUGAUGUUGUCCUCCCAGCUCUUCACUUCCAUCAUGGAGACAGCAGCUUAUUGAUUCAGUCACUGAAAAAAUAUGUGGUGCUCUGUGAAUCUCCACAUGAUAAAAGGAUUCUGAACUGUCAGAGCAUUCCACAGUCCUUUGAAAAUCUCCUUGAUGAACCAACAUAUGGUCUAAUACAGAAAUUGAAAAAGGAUCCUUACACAGCAACAAUGGGAGGAUUUUCCAAAGUGACCAACUAUAUUUUUGAUAGUUUACGAGGAAGUGAUGUGACAGCUCAGCAACGGCCUCCAUCAGAAAUGGCAGAUUUCAUUAGUGAUGCUAUUCCAGGAUUAAAAAUAAAUCAACAGGAAGAACCAGGAUUUGAAGUAAUUACACGUAUUGAUCUAGGAAAGCGACCUGAAGUUCACAGAAGGCAGCCAGUGUCAGUUGAAGAAUGGACCAAGAGCAUGGAUUCUGAAGGAAGAAUCUUAAAUGCUGACUCAAUGAAGCAAAUGAUAUUCAAAGGGGGGCUUUGUCAUGCUUUGAGGAAGGAAGUGUGGAAAUUUCUUUUGGGCUAUUAUCCUUGGCACAGUACUAGGGAAGAGAGAACAAAUGUGCAGAAAAGGAAAAUAGAUGAAUAUUUCAGGAUGAAGCUUCAGUGGAAAUCUGUCAGUGAAGAACAAGAAAAAAGAAACUAUCGAUUAAGGGACUACAGAAGUCUUAUAGAAAAAGAUGUAAACAGAACAGAUCGAACAAACAAGUUUUAUGAAGGCCAAGAUAAUCCUGGGUUGAUCUUACUUCAUGACAUUUUGAUGACUUAUUGCAUGUAUGACUUUGACUUGGGCUAUGUUCAGGGAAUGAGUGACUUACUUUCUCCUAUUUUAUAUGUGAUGGAGAAUGAAGUGGAUGCUUUUUGGUGCUUUGCAUUGUACAUGGAUCAAAUGCACCAGAAUUUUGAAGAGCAAAUGCAGGGUAUGAAGACACAACUAAUUCAACUUAGUACUUUACUACGCUUGCUAGAUAGUGGAUUUUGCAGUUACUUGGAAUCUCAGGAUUCAGGGUACCUGUAUUUUUGCUUCCGGUGGCUUCUAAUAAGAUUUAAAAGAGAAUUUAGUUUUCCAGAUAUUCUUCGUUUAUGGGAGGUGAUGUGGACAGACUUGCCUUGUCAGAACUUCCAUCUUCUUAUCUGUUGUGCUAUCCUGGAAUCUGAAAAGCAGCAAAUAAUGGAAAAGCAUUAUGGGUUUAAUGAAAUACUCAAGCAUAUCAAUGAACUGUCUAUGAAAAUUGACGUGGAAGAUGUGCUUUGCAAAGCAGAAGCCAUUUCUAUGCAGAUGAUGAAUUGCAAGGAAUUGCCUCAAGCGGUCUGUGAGGUCCUGGGAUUAGAAAACAGUGCUGUAACAACACCAGAUUCGGACACUGGAGAAGAUGAGACUUCUGGAGGGCUAAGUUGCUCUACAUCAGCAUAUCCAAAUAUCUCCAUGCCUGUCGCUGCUGCCAAUGGAACAAACGAGAGCAUUGAACAAGUGGCCCACCCAGUGAUGACAAACUGACAUUUGCACAAUUGUUUGCUUGUAUUUUUGAAGAGACACUUUAUUACAGCUGUUUUUGUUUCUUUCAAGCACUUGAGGUGGGUAUUUAAAAUUUUGUGUUGAUUAAGCUUUAAAGUUUUGGAAAAGAGAUCAUGUACUGUAAUACUCUUGCAUCAAAGCUUUACAACAUGAGCUAAUUAUUUUUGUAGUUCCUUCUACCAAAAUAGCCUUUAUGAUUUUCAAUAACAUUCCUUAAUACUUUUGUAGCCAAGUGGUUUUUUUCUCCAGUGAAAUGGGCAUCAGAUGAAUGUGAAUGGCUUGGAAAUAAAUGCAUCUGUAUCGCUUUUACUUUGAAAAGUCUUGAGCAUUGAUGGUUCUUCAAUAUCAUAAGCUUCAAAAACUCUACUAUUUCUUAAGUGAAACAUGCGAACUUCAUAAACAGUGCUUUGUAAAUGAAAGGAUUCUGUUCCUGCUCAAAUGUUUACAAAAACACUUUCUAAGUAUUCAUGGUGAUUGAAUGUAGAUUUGCAAUGAAGAUUUUCAUUUGUGCAGUUCCCUGAUCCUGAGUUUUGUGUAAUCCCAGGGAUGGCUGAACAGUACAUUUUUACAUCUCUUCACUUAUACAUAUGUAUGUAUGUAUAAAUUAGAUACAUAUUCAAACUUAUGAGUAUUAAAGGAAAUCUAUUUUUGACUAAGCAAACUUGGCUGUUCAUUCAGGCAAUUUUGACCAAAUUUUAAUACAUAGCUCCAAAUCUGGCUAUUUUUGAAAAUCAUUUUUCUAAAUAAGGAUAAAAUUAUGUGUGGAUCUAUUCAGUUUCUCCACUUGAUGUAAUUUUACAAUGGUUUUCUUUCUCAAUUAACUAAUGUUGAUCGUUGCUGAAUAGUUUAGUAAUUGUUUAAUAAAAAUCAACUUACAUUGCCUCUAUAUUAGAUUACAAGAUAAACCUCUAAAAAGCAGGUAAAAAUAAAUGCAAAAUACUAAUCGCCUUGGGUUUGUUUCCCCCAUUUAGUUCGGCGUAAGCUCUUAAGGCACAACUAGCACAAAUGCUUAUUUUGGAGGAUUGUGCCCAUUGUCUUAACAAUAAAUAACUUGCAUAUAAGAAACAAGCUUA